Molecule: messenger RNA, 1663 nt
Organism: Panicum virgatum (switchgrass)
Lineage: Eukaryota; Viridiplantae; Streptophyta; Magnoliopsida; Poales; Poaceae
Product: transcription factor bHLH121-like
Exons: 5
Coding region: 144-1127 (327 amino acids)
Biological process (GO): intracellular iron ion homeostasis
Molecular function (GO): DNA-binding transcription factor activity; protein dimerization activity
Source: RefSeq, a predicted model, not a curated record
ACGAGCCCCUCUUCUCCUACGGGCUGCAGCUGGCUCAACCUUGCCUCCUCUGCGGCUGGCUCCCUGCGCGCACGCCACGGGAAGCGAGGUGACCACGCGCCCCCGCCCUGCCCACCCCCACACUUCUGUUUCCGUACCGCACCAUGGAUCCGUGCGGCCGUCAGCCGCCGGAGGUUGGCUUGUUCCACCCGCGCGACGCCGACCUCAGUCAAAGGACCGAGGGCAAAGGACAAGGUCCGUCUUCCACGCGCAAGGUACAAAAGGCUGAUCGUGAGAAGAUGCGAAGAGAUAAAUUAAACGAGCAGUUCCAGGAAUUGGGAAACACACUUGAAUAUCCAGAUCCAGACCGCCCCAGGAAUGAUAAGGCGACUAUCCUUGGUGACACAAUCCAGAUGCUGAAAGAUUUGACUUCUCAGGUGAACAAGCUGAAAGGUGACUACACAUCACUUUCUGAAGAAGCACGUGAGUUGACACAAGAAAAGAACGAGCUUAGAGAUGAGAAAGCUUCACUGAAAUCUGAGGUUGAUAAUUUGAAUAACCAGUGUCAACAACGGAUGAGGUUGUUAUACCCGUGGGCUGGAAUGGAGCCUUCUGUAGUCAUUGGGCCACCUCCAGCAUAUCCCUACCCAGUCCCACUUGCCAUACCCUCUGGUUCCGUACCCAUGCAUCCGCGGCUGCAGGCAUAUCCCUUUCUCCAUAGUCAAACUUCUGGAACAAUCCCCAAUGCAUGCACCCCUUGCAUGGCAUAUACUCAACCCUGUCAUCCUCCCAAUGAUCAGCCAUCUAACAAAUUUAAUAGCCCAGUUGCCCAUUCAAGUAGUCAUCGGUCUAACUCUCCUGCACGAGACUGUAGAAGCAAGCCAUCUACAUUGCGGCAAGCAAGCUGUGGAGUGAGAACUACUGGUGUUUGUGAUGUUGCGACAGAUCUGGAACUAAAAACUCCUGGUUCUUCAGGUCCCUCGCAUUCGGAGAUCACUACCAAGGAUUCCUCUUCUGACAUGAAAACAAAGAAGCAAUGCAUAAAACAGAUUAAUUGUAGCACUCUCACAGAAGGCACCAGUUCAAGCAGAUGCUCAUCCAGUGGCCACCCAGACGUCUCGAAUACUGUUGGAGAUGGAUGCCUCUAAUAGUGUUGGAGAUGCAGUACAAAGCUUGGAUAAUUAUUGAUUGAGAAAAGAUGUCUUCUAAAUUCCACUUAGUCAGGUGUCAGCAUAUAUGUGAUGUAAUUUCCUAUUGUUGCUAGCUUAUCUACAUGGAAAUACCCAGUUCCUAAUGUCAGGACUGGACAAAUUGAGAAGCCUAUUGAUUCAGUGGAGAAAUUGAGAAGCCUAUUGAGUCAGUGGAGAAAUUGAGAAGCUUAUCUACAUAGGAGCGCUAUCCUCGUGUUUGUUAGUGGACAAAAGCUUGCUGGAAGAAAACAGAGCAAAAGCAUAUUCAACAGCCGUGUAUGAUGAUUCAAUAGGAUUUCAAGGAUCUGAUAUUCCAGCCAUUCAUUGCAGGGCUUUAGUUCUAGAUAAAUACUAGAAAACGUUGGGCGCGAUGUUGUCGCAACAUCUUUGAGCUUUCAGGAUUGAUGAUAUGCUAUACAUAUUUGUGUAGAUGCAAUACUAUGAACAGAUAAUUGUAUGAAAACAUGUAAUAAUAUGUCCUUGUUAAUGUCUAA